CAGGCUUUUGCGACAACUGCUGAUUUAGCACUGCUGACCCAUAAAGAAUGUUAUUGACUUUCGAAGAAAGGCACGGAAGGAGGGAAAGAUUUUUAGAACGAGGCAGAUUUUGGAUUAAGGAGGAAAAGUAAACACAAUGGGUUCUAUUCUUGGAGGAGCUAUGAAAGAGACUAUGGAUGAAAACAUGAAGAAGAAUCAGGAAUUUAUGUUGAAAACUCAACAAAUACAGCUGGGAAGGCAGCUUCAAAUGCAGAAUGCUAUGAGAGAAAGACAAAUGUCCAUGCAACUGGCUGGAGCAAGAGAAAUGUUUAAUUGGUUAGCUACAUUCUAUGGAAUUGCAACAAUUGGCAUGUUUGCUGGGUUUAUGAAAUCCAAAAAGCCAGCUGUUUUAAUUCCCUUUCUUCCACUAUCCUUUGUUGUGGGUUAUCAGGCUGAUUAUGUUUAUGGAGGCAAAGUCAGCAGAAUCAGAGAGGAGGCAGAACGUAUCAUGAAAGAAGAAUAUUCAAUUCUUCAACUCCCUGCUGGGAUACCUGAUUUCAAAUCAAUUGAAGAAGCUCGUCUAAAGGCCGAAGGAAAGUCAUCUUGAACUUUUCUAGUCAUCUGGAACUUUUCUAGUCAUCUGAGAAGCUUAUAUUACAUAAAAGACACACCUAUGCAAUCUAUAAUCUCUACUAUACCUAAGUUAACAUCAUUAUAAAACCCAUACGCUUACAUAAACAUUUUGAAUUUAUUAUUUUGAGAGUAUAUUGCUUCAAGGGCUAAUGCUUAAAAUGUCAGCCUUUAAACUCUUUACUGUGGCCAAUUUACAUCGUCAACUGAGUUGAUAACACUACAUUACCCUGUUACACUUUCCCACUGACACAGCACCAUAGUUUCUUUAGAAACUCACCCCCUUUAUUGUUGUUUUAUAGUCUCCAAAAAGCUGUAUAUUGCAUGCUUCUUAUUGCUCUGUAGGGUUUGAGUAAUAAAAGGAUUACUCUCUAUGACAUUUCCCACAAACUUUUAGAUGUUUCCCAUGAGUAACCAUUGAGAAAAAAUGAAAAAGGAAAAGAUCAUGUGCUGCAGGCAUAUAUUUAUUUUCUGGUCUCUGAAAUAUUAUGUUUACUCAUCUCUAUGACUUUCUAUGACCCCCCCACUCGAAGUCCAUGAUUUGUCAGGUCUGGAAAAUAACAUUUUGGAAUUUCAUGACUUUCCAAGUGUUCCAUGACCUGUACAAACCCAGUAACUGUGAACAAAUUACUUACCAAAGAGAAGUGGCUUUUUUUAGCAUGAUUAUUUUGUUCUGAAAGUAUACAUGUAUGUAAGGCUCAUAUGUGUCAACAUUUCACUAAUAUUAGACAACUUAGGCUCAGAAUUUUGUCAGUGGUGUACAUGUACCUUGAUCUUAGGGCCAUAAUAUAUAGCACUCUUCCCUUAAAUCAACUGAAAAUCAUAUAUAAAAGAAAAAAAUUCAGAAAUCGUUUGUUUUGUUGAUUGUAUUUUAAUGACAAAAAGGGGGUCAUGGUUCUAAUUAUAGGCUUUGAGCAAAAAGAGCAAAACCAGUGAUGUUAAAUGCAAAUUUUAAUUGGUUAUACUGCUGCUGUCAAACCUGUUAUUACAAGGUAGUAAUUUCAUGCUUAUAAGUAGAAUUUAUUUCAUGAAAUUUUAUAUUAUUAACUGUUACAGGGUAGUAGAGAUUCAUCAGGGCACCAAACUGUAUACAGUCAUGACAGAGCCACCUUAAACCUUUUUUCCUGGUCCUCCUUACAAUAAGAUGGUAUAUGAGAUGAUAUUAGAUCCGAGUUUUUGUAUCUGAGGAGUCAUAAAAGUCCACUUUUCUUAUCAGUAAAGCAGUCACUGCAUUAUUAAUUCUAAAAGACAGUCCAUAUCCAAAUUUGAAAGUUCAAGUUAUUCUGCUGCACUGAAAAUUAACGUAACAUACUGCAGCAAAAGUAAACACAACUUGAUUAUGUGGUGUAAAAUACUUUCUAAAAUAGCUUUGUUACUGGAACAUUUUUUUUAAACAUCCUUCCCUUGUGUCUUACUCUGCCUGGCCUGUGAAAAUAAGUCGUAUAAAUUUUAAUAGAACACCUUGAAACAUGCAACACUACAUAAAAAAAUACCGUACCAGAGAGAUAUAUAAUAGACGUUACUAUUUCGUUGAUCGUCUACAACCAGAGAGGAGCAUGUUCAAAAAGAAAGGACCCCAUAAAAGCAGACUUUAAGAAAAAUAGAUAAAAUUAGGCUGACCUUCUAACACAUUCCACAAGUGUGUGGGCACUCUUCUUCAACAAAGCUGACAAAACUCCGGUAUGUUAUGAACCACCGACUGCUGAAGCACUGAUGUUUUCUCAACCGACAUAUAGUUGGAUGUACAUCCAAGCAAUAGGCUGUAAAAUUAUGUAAAAUAGAGUUAGUAAGCAAUUCUUAACGCUUCUUCCUUUUUUGGAUUAAAAUAAGUAUAUUAACAUUAAGUUAUAGUA
This is a messenger RNA of Pocillopora damicornis (cauliflower coral), 2462 nucleotides long. Its product is annotated as plasminogen receptor (KT). Gene Ontology annotation, cellular component: plasma membrane. The record is from RefSeq and is a predicted model, not a curated record. Gene Ontology annotation, biological process: positive regulation of plasminogen activation. NCBI's taxonomy places the organism in Eukaryota, Metazoa, Cnidaria, Anthozoa, Scleractinia, Pocilloporidae.